This is a messenger RNA of Malassezia restricta, 801 nucleotides long. RefSeq names its product 6-phosphogluconolactonase. The coding region runs from base 1 to 801 and encodes 266 amino acids. The transcript has a single exon. Gene Ontology annotation, biological process: pentose-phosphate shunt; carbohydrate metabolic process. NCBI's taxonomy places the organism in Eukaryota, Fungi, Basidiomycota, Malasseziomycetes, Malasseziales, Malasseziaceae. Gene Ontology annotation, molecular function: 6-phosphogluconolactonase activity. The record is from RefSeq and is a predicted model, not a curated record.
AUGACAAGCUCCACGCUGAAACACGAACAACUGGCUCCAAUUCUGUACACAUUCCCUACAAAAGACGUCUUGUGUGAACAAUUAGCAGAGUAUGUCAUUAAAUUGCAAAAUUCGGCAAUCGAGAGGCGCGGAAAAUUCUUACUCGCCCUUUCGGGUGGCUCUUUGCCUAGCAUGCUGGCUAAAAGCCUCGUGAAUCGAGAUGACAAUGCUGUCCGUUGGGAUAAAUGGCAUGUGUUUUUCGCUGAUGAACGUCUCGUUCCUCUUAACCACCCUGACUCAAAUUUCAAGCUGUGCGACGAUGAGCUCUUUUCAAAAGUGCCCGCUUUUCCCCGCAACCAGAUUCACACAAUCAAUGAGUCGCUGUUGAAUGAUGCCGAAGAACUUUCUGAUGAAUACGAAAAGCAGCUUGUGGAUGAAUUUGCCGUCAAAGAUACCGUUCGAAACCCUGUGUUCGAUCUUAUUUUGCUAGGAAUGGGUCCAGAUGGACACACAUGCAGCCUCUUCCCCGGUCACGAACUUUUGAAAGAACAAGAUCGAUGGGUUGCGCCUAUUCAAAAUUCACCUAAGCCACCACCUCGCCGCAUUACACUGACUUAUCCUGUUCUCAAUCACGCGCACAAUGCUGUCUUCGUGCUAUCUGGUGAAGCGAAGCAAGACACUCUCGCCAAGGUGCUGGAUGAACCCCAGGCUGGUUUGCCUGCAAGUCUUGUGCGUGCAUAUUCACCCGGAAAUGUCAUAUUCUUUGCUGACGAGGAUGCUACGGCUAAGACCCACUACCCCCGUGGCAAAUUUAAUUUGUGA